CGUAGUUCGUGUUGUUCAUAAAUUUCUGGAGGAUAAUCAAUUUCUUCCCCAUCACAGCUAUUAUCGUCGUCAUUGUUAAAGUCUUGCAAUAUAUUAUGCAAAAUGCUGCAGGCUAAAAUCCAUCUGCAACAGCUCUUGUAAUUGUUUUCGUUGGUCAAUCGAAACCGAAGCUCUUUUAAGCUGCUAAAUCUUUCUUUUAAUUUGCCGAAACAAUUUUCCCCUCGUACUCGAUAUUUAGAAAAGUAUUUGUUGAACCUAUACCUUUUAUAUUGCGACAGUUCGUUGCUAUUUUGCCGAAAAGGUGUAAUUAUAUUUCUAUUUAAGGGAUACGCAGAAUCACCGGCUAUCCAUUGCCUUUCACAAGAAUAAUUUCCAGGUGCUCUUCCAAUAGCUGAUUCUGCAAAAAUUUUAGCAUCAUGUACAUUGGGGGAUGUAAGGCAGGUCGCCUCCUAGUUGGUGCAUCCUGGGUAACGCUAAAUGACCUGCGGCCUUCACGGCCUAACAACUCCCUGGACGACUUUGGCUUUGGACUGGUUUUUGAGAAACUUUUUAUUGGAUUUGGUAGAACCCUGGGCUGGUGGCAUUCUGUCACCUGAGUAUGAUGAGGUGACACUCAUCAGAAACGGCUGACAGGCUAAUGUCGCAACUGCCUCCGUCCCGUUAAAACCCUGGCAGGCCUCAGAGUACGUUCCCCCCCCGUCGUCGUUAAGUUGGCGUGGUAAGUGUAUGUUGAGAUGACUCCUUCUUUGCGCUGGUCGGCUCUGAACGUAUUGCCUCAUAAGGGCGUACGUCAACCCUCGCCUUGGCCUCGUCAUCGAGACAACCUUGGGACCAUAAAAGGCGACUACCUUCCGGGGGACGGAUAGCGGCUCUGAGUGGGGACCCUUUUUGCAUGGACAAUCACAACACUGAAAAUGAUAAUGACGGAAGAACGACGAAGGGAAGUGUAGGGCUGUCGAAAUCGGCACCUAGAUCCGACCGAGGCGGGGAUGCUGCUCCCAUGGCGACGAAACCGUCGCCGAGAAUUGGCAGCAAUACGACAAGGACUCCAGUAGGUGUCUCCUCAGGUAGCAGGCUGGGGGUAACCGGCGCUAAACCGCCGACAACAGAAGUAGCGAAGGGUGGAUCCUUCAUGCGCGGCGGAAUCGCCAGUACUAGCAGGGGAACCUCAGCUAGAGUUAUGAAGGGAUCCACGGGGGGAAAAAGCAAAGCAGCUUUAGCUAGGAAGCUAAAGUCAGACCGUCGAUUGGCGGCCAAAAUCGUGGAACGCUACGGUGACAAGCAUGUUGGUCAGGUUUCUGAGCAACAUGCUAGUACACUUGAGUGGGCCAAGAAAGUGCUGAGCGAGAACGAUAGGGCAGGACCGGAAACCAGCAGGACAGAACCGGCGGUCAAGCGGCAGAGGUCGCACGAGGGAGAAACCUCCCUUAUUAAGAAACCGCGAACAGGAAAGGCGCCAACCUUUAGCGAAAUCGCUAAAGGCGCUGGGGCCAUAGUACUGGGGGGCUCGACCGUAGUAGGGAGGACGGCGCCAUCUCCCAUGACGAAUGGAAGAGGGUAGCGGCGGCUAUCUCAUCGGUAUUCCUAAGGGUGGUCAAGGAAAACCCGGGGCCACCCCCGAAAUGUGUAAGUGCCGGCUGGCACCAAGGGCUGCACAAGCUCACAAGUUGUGCUGACGAGAGAUCGGCCACCUUAUACAGGAAGGCAGGAUACUGUAAUCCCUCACUUCCGACGCAGGACUGGAAAGUUUUAAAGCUGGAGAGGACUGAUGAGCCGUAUCGGCAAGCGCUGAUAAUGCUAAACACGGAAUCCAUCGGUCCUCUCAGCAAAACAAAGGGAGCCAUAAGCUAUGGUUUUGAGAUGGUAGUGCUGAAAGUACUUCCAUCUGAUGCCAGGGCUGAUGGCCCCAAGCUGCGGUGGCUGCGGUGGAUGCGUCAGAGGGCGCCGACGGUCAAAUGGCCGUGGAAGUGGUCGAUCCGGAUCUAUCGGAUGUGGCGAGUGUUGGAGGCGGUUCGUCGAUUGGCGACUCCGUCUUCAGCCUCGAACAACUGUUCGAGGAAGUUCGGGUCGAUCACGACUUGAGCGCUGAAAUAGCGCUCCUGGAGAAAGGUCUGAAGGAUGAAAUUCCUCCAGAUUACCCUCCAGCAUGCGAAGGCGGCUUCCGCCAAUCUUUUGCUCCGUCUGGGACAGGACGGAGCUGAUAUCGUCCUGAUCCAGGAACCGUGGCUGACUGGUAACGGGAUCUCUGGAUUGAGGACAAAGAGCCAUAGGCUCCUGAUGGCCAAGGAUGCAGGUAGGAACAGAGCCUGUAUGCUGGUAAGGAAUGAAUUAACGGUAUUUCUUUUACCUAAUUUCAGCAACGCUGACAUAGUGACAGCGAAAUUGGAGUGCGACACCGGAGAUCUCUGGCUUAUCUCCGCAUACAUGCCACACGAUGAUGUGGUGGAGCCACCUCCCUUACUGCUGAGGAGGACCUUAGCCGAGGCAUCUAAAACUGGCACCGACGUCAUCAUCGGUUCCGACGCUAACUCGCGGCAUCAGAUCUGGGGAAGCUCGGAUACUAACAGCAGAGGUGAGUCGCUUUUUGAUUUCAUUAUUGGCGAAAAUCUUCGCAUCUGUAAUAGAGGUAACUCUCUUACUUUUGUGACUGCAGGCAGGGAGGAGGUUCUCGACCUCACCCUAACCUCACAAGCGAUUGCCCCGCUGAUAUCGGACUGGAGGGUCCUCGACGAUCACUCCUUUUCGGAUCACAGGUAUAUCGAGUUUAGUCUAGCCGGAGAAGGUCCGCUUAGGAAAUCUUUUAGGAACCCUCGGAACACGGACUGGGAGGGUUACCGCAGGCUUCGGCAAACUCUCCUACGCGCACCGGCGGUGGACUCGUUGGCCACUACCGAUGUGGUGGAGGAGUGGGUUGAAGUCUUCAGCUCGGCGUGCAAGGAUGCUCUGGAGAGGUCUUGUCCACUAAGAUCGCCGAAGGGCAAAGAGAAACCUCUAUGGUGGACUAAGGAGCUCUCAGACAUCAGGGCGUCUUGAAGGAGGCUUUUCAA
Bactrocera dorsalis (oriental fruit fly) is the source of this 3047-nucleotide messenger RNA. RefSeq lists its product as uncharacterized. NCBI's taxonomy places the organism in Eukaryota, Metazoa, Arthropoda, Insecta, Diptera, Tephritidae. The record is from RefSeq and is a predicted model, not a curated record. Bases 2119 to 3033 code for a protein of 304 amino acids. The transcript has a single exon. Gene Ontology annotation, molecular function: catalytic activity.